Diatraea saccharalis (sugarcane borer) is the source of this 6019-nucleotide messenger RNA. NCBI's taxonomy places the organism in Eukaryota, Metazoa, Arthropoda, Insecta, Lepidoptera, Crambidae. The record is from the annotation of a GenBank genome assembly.
UCGGGGUCAAAUUAAUAAUUUGGACAUCCAAGAUUAAUAAGGAAGGCCAGGUAAUAGAAAUAAGCCACGAUAUAUUUCUAAGAAAUGAUAUAUGGAAAAGUUACACAAGUGCUAACUGACACAAGUUCUGGAGUUGUGUGUUCAGAACGUGUGAAAUGAACCAAGGGAAAUGAAUAAUUUGGAGAAGAUACAAUCAAAACCAGGAAAUAUAAAUAUUUACGAGUACGGUUUGUUUACUUUACACGCAUGGAUUUGUUGAAUGGAGUAAUUUUCUAAUAAUCUUUCUUUCCAAAAAUGGGCGACGAACAAUCCGGAGGACAAAAGUAAAAAGGAUAAGAAAAAACUUGUACAAAGUCUAUUUUGAAACUGAAUGGGACUGCAUAUAGAUAAACCCCGAAAAGGAAGCGGAAACAGCAAUGAUGGUAAUAGAGUUCGACGUUUUUUUAAGAAAUAUCAUUGCUCUUCAGAAAUCAAAGGUGUUGAUGAAGAUCUUAUUAAAAGAUUCUACGCAAUUCUUCAGACUUUUUACACGCAUUAUUGCUAUGUAUAUGGUAUUAUUGUACAUAAAAUAUCUUCUGAACAUAAAGUAUUAAUACAUGGGGAAAGUAUAUUUAGGUACUUUGCUGUUCUGCCUAUUGACAAUUUAUCUGAAGGGGCACAAGAAUCUCGUAACAAAGAUUAUAAAUACAUGAGAUUGCAUCACUCCAGAAAAUGUUCUAGAAGUGCAACCAUUGAAGACAUUUUUCAUGGUCUUCUAUUUACAUCAGAUCCGUAUAUAUCGAGUAUCAGAUAACCAUUAUUCACUAAUUUAAAGAAACUGUUAGAGGAUGCCAAAACUUGUUAGUUAUUUAAUUAAUUAAUUAGCAAUAUUCUUACAAAAAUUUCCUUUCUUAGGUUUAACUAGAUGUUUGACAUUUAUCGUUAUUUACACUCAAUACUUUUUAAAGUAUAAUGAAUAUGAUAACUAAUUAACAAAAAUAAUAAUUAAAAACGAAUUAUUUAUUAAGUAAUUAUGUCGAGAAUUAUACAUCCUUUAACAGAAUAAUAAUAAUAAAACAUAUGAAAUAGUAUUAUGAUGUAAAACUGAAUAAGUAACAAAUUAAGAAAAUUACUUUUUAUUUUUAUAUUCAAAUAAGAAUUUUAAUUUUCUUAAUUUAAUAAUUUAAUUUAACUUUAUUAGGUACAUUAGAGAGACAAUGUGCCAAAUUUCAAUUCUUUACUUGAAUAAAAAACAAAGAUACAGAUCGAUGAGGCGAUAUGCACGGUUUUGGCCCAUAAUGCGUUUUGGUCUCCUUUAUUUUAUUUAAUUACCAAAUUAAAUAUAAGCCAUUAUUAAUCAACACUAUGUUAUGAUAAGUAUUCAUAUAUUAGAUUUUUAUGUUUCCAUAAAAAAAUACUUUUCUUCUAAUUCUUUGAUACCACACAAUACUCCUACAAAUACUACAAUUUAUUACUUAUUUCAUCAUCUAUCUUUAUUUAUCAUUAAUUAAAUCAUACUUACUCCAUACUCUUGCUCGUAUUCUUAAUUUCAUAUUAUAUCAAUACACUUAUUGCAUUACUCAUUCAUUACAUACGUACCCUACGCACAAAAAAAUUUUUUUUUGCAAAAAGUGCAUUUUAUUCAUGUUAUGUCCGUGACUAUAUAAUUAAUAAAACACGCGUCUUUACUCUCGAACAUAUAUUUAGCGACAAAGAAACAAGGUAGACAAAAGGAGCAACGUUUAUGCCUGAAAAAUAGUUCUACCUACUUAUAAAAUUGCUAAUGAUAAGUACCCGCUGAUACUUAUCUAUUAUACAUCACACCUCCCAACUUAAUCAAUAACAAUAGCUUAUGUAUAUACACAUAUUGACAUCAGUUAUCUAUGCCGUAACGCAGUACGGCCUUACGUUCUCGUUUGGGGCGAUUCGCGGGUAUACACGGUGAGUCGGGUACAUUUGAUUCACCUGGGGUAGUAUUUGGUGAACGCUGUCGAGACACAUACCGGUCUCCUGAUGGAGUGUUACUUGCCUCCACGUCUAUGCUCACCUCUGAUCGCUCAACGCCCUCCUCACUCCCAUUUUGACGUUCUAUACUUUCAUUUAUUACAUUAGGAGGACAAGGAACGUCGGACAUUCUCGAUCUACGCUUAAUUUGGUCAAUAUGUCUAUGUAUCAGUCGUUCGCUACCGUUGUCUACUAAAUAGCGGCGAGAGCCCUCGACGGCUACCACUGUGCCUUUCUGCCACUUGUCAGAACCAGUGAAAACUUUCGUCCAAACAGUUUCUCCGGGAGAGAACACGCGCGCCGCCCCCGCCCCUUCCGCGUACUGUUGCUGGUGAGCCUGCGCGCGCGCCACACUCUGCCCGCGUGCGUCCUCACUACGCAAUAAAUCGAGUCGCGAGCGCAGAGGCCGUCGCUGUAGCAACAUAGCAGGCGUAUCACCAGUACUGCUAUGAAUACUGUUCCUAUAACUUAAUAAAAACGUCUGUAAGGCGGCAUCAACGUCUAAUGAUUCCCUAAUGGCCUUUCUAAUAGUACGCUUACAGAGUUUAACGGCGUUUUCUGCAGCACCAUUCGAUGAGGGAUGAUAAGCAGGUGAAAAAGAUUGUCGAAUGCCAUUAUUCCUCAAAAAGGAUUGAAAUUCGCAACUCGUGAACGGUGGCCCCUGAUCUGACACAACUUCUGUUGGCAGCCCGAAACGCGCAAAUGUAGUUCGCAGGGCCUUAAUGACAGAUAAUGCAUUCGUUCUAGACAUUUCAAAAACUUCGAUCCAUUUUGAACUUGUAUCGACCAGUAUUAAGUAAGUUUUGCCAUUUAAUGGACCUAAAAAAUCUAUAUGAAUCCUACUCCACGGUUGAAUGUAAUACGGCCAUGGUUGGGGCGGCGCUCGUGGCGGUGCCUGUGCCUCCGCUGCGCAUGUUUCGCACUGCCUGCAGACAGUUUCUAAAUCCGCAUCUAUAUUGGGCCACCACACAUAACUACGAGCCAAAGACUUUGUCUUUACAAUACCCAUAUGGCUUAUAUGUAAUUGUUUUAACACAGCUCCCCUUAAACUUUUAGGUAUAACUAAUCUAUAACCCCACAUAAGGCAUCCUCGAUCAAUAUACAACUCAUUUCGCUUGUUAUAAUAAUGUUUUAUUCCUUCAUCAUCGCAUUUAUUUCCCCAGCCCGAUUGAACGUACAACAAAACUCGACUCAGUUCGGAAUCUCUAGAAGUGGCAGCCCUGACAUUCUGGUUUGUUAUUGGUAAAAAUUGCUCGACAAAAUUAAUAUAAGUUACAUCUUCGGAUACGCUAUGGCUUUGACUACUUAAAGGUAACCGCGACAGUGCAUCGGCACAAUUUUUAUUCGACGUGACGUAUUCUAUGUCAUAACUAUAUCCCGAUAAUAGGAUGGCCCACCUUUGUAAUCGGGAUGCCGCCAUAACUGGUACGCCCACUUUGCUCCCAAAUAUAUAUGUCAAGGGUUUAUGGUCGGUUCUAAGUGUAAAUUUACGGCCAUAUAAAUAUUGGUGAAAUUUCCUUAUUCCAUACACAAUAGCCAAAGCCUCCCUAUCUAUCUGUGCAUAUGAUCGUUCAGCGUCAGUAAGCGAUCGUGAAGCGUAUGCUAUUGGUCGUUCUCCGUCCGGCGUUUGGUGUGAGAUAACUGCCCCUACACCAACACUACUGGCAUCCGCGGUCAAAAUCAAUGGCAGUUCCAAUGAAUAGUGAACCAACACUUCACUCGAACAUAAUCGCCGUUUAAUUAAAGUGAACGCCGUUUCACACUCAUUAUUCCACACAAACUUGACAUUCGUACGCAACAAAUUGUACAAGGGUGCCAUUAUAGUACUUACAUUUUUUAUAAACUUUGAAUAAUACAUUACCAUACCUAUAAAAGCGCGCAAUUGCGUAACAUUGAUUGGGGCCGAGGUAUUAGCAAUAGCCCUAACUUUGUCCUCACAAGUCCUCACUCCAUAUUUAUCAAUUACAUGACCUAAAUAUGUGAUACUUUCCUCGAAAAAUGAGCACUUUUCUCUUUUAACACGGAGACCGUGUGAUUGUAAUCUAUCAAAGACUUUAUGUAAAUUGUUUAUAUGUUCCCGAGUUCCGGACCCUGAAAUAAUAAUAUCGUCCAAAAAUACUCCUACGUAAGGAAUAUCUGCAAACAUUUGUUCCAAAUGUUUUUGAAAAAUUCCAGGACUCGACGACAGACCGAAAACUAAACGAUUAUACAUGAAUAACCCCUUAUGUGUAUUUAUUACAGUAUAUUUUUUUGAUUCGUCUAAUUCAAAUUGAGCGUAAGCUUGAGACAAAUCAAUCUUACUAAAUUUUUCGCCGCCGUGCAAACGUGCUAACAAAUCUUCCACCUUAGGCAACGGGUAGCGAUCGACUUCAAUUACUUUAUUUAAUGUUAAUUUGUAAUCCGCACAAAUCCUAAUGUUACCGUCCUUCUUGACAACAGGCACGAUGGGCGUGGCCCAGUCUGAGCGAUUGACGGGAGUGAGAAUGCCGUCGCGCACCAUUUGCUCGAGUGCGCUCUCGACGCCCGCACGCAGCGCGUAUGCUACGGGACGCGCACGCAUAAAUACGGGUCGAACCCCUUCGCGAACGUGUAUGCUCACUUUACCGCCCGUAAAUCGCCCCAAUCCGUCCGCAAAGACUUUACAGUAUCUGGAACUAAAAUCAUCUAAGUUAAAAGAAUUACCAACAGUCGAUACAUUAUUUAUAUUCUCAAAUUUAGGCAGCUGUAUUUUCAAUUCUAUUAACCACUGUCUACCUAGUAAUGAGGUUUUAGCAUCUUCUACCACAUAAAGACUUAAAUAUUUAUUGACACCAUUGAAACUAACUAAGGGUUUUAUAACUCCCACGGGUCGAAUUAACUCCCCCGUGUAGUACCUCAAUUUUAAUUUAGAUUCUUUAAUAUCUAAGUGUUUAAAUAAUUUAUAAUAUAAAUUCGUACUUAUACAAGAAACUGCACUGCCAGUAUCAAUUUCCAUAUUAAUAUUUUUAUUGUCUAUAAUAAGGGGUAUAAUUAUCGGACUACACUGUGAAAUGGAUACUUGAUUUACUGUUGUAAUCAUUACCUCAUCGCUGUCUCCACUGUCUACGUCAACCUUCUGUGUCGGAAUCGUCACAUUGACAUUAUGAUGAUCUGUUAAAUAAGGGCAGACUCGACGCAAGUGUCCUUGUUUAUUGCACACUCUGCACACAUAGCGUGAAAACUGACACCGAGAUUCAUCGUGGCUUUCACCACAUGCGCGGCAUUGUGUCCUGGUAAAAGCGAGGGUACCUCGCGCAUGCCGCGCUGCCGCUUGCUGCCCGCGUCCCAUAUAUCGCCCGCGCGGUGAAAAUCGAGCCCUGCUGCUGCCACCGCCACUUCGCGCCGCUUUGCUCUCGCUACCACGCCAUGUAGUUGCCACGGCCUGGCAUGACACGACGUCGGCGCUCGAUGUGGAUGCUCGGCCCUCGACCGCCGCAGCAUCCUUUUCUGCCGCUUCCAUGUUAACUGCCAACGCGUACGCCUUCCCGAAAUCUAUCUUUCCUUCCGUAAACAGGCGCUGUCUUAUCGUUUCGCUACUGAUUCCACAGACUAGCUGAUCACGUAAACUUUCUUCUAGCCAAUUUCCGAAUUCGCAUGUCUUCGACAUUUUUUUUAAUACCGCCACAUAUUCUGAUAUAGUCUCAUUACUAUUCUGUUUCCGAUGACGAAACUUGUACCUCUCUGAUAAAAUACUAGGUUUUGGUUGUAAAUAUUGUUGUAAAAUAUCCGUUAAUUGUUUAAACGACUUGCUUGUUGGCUUCGCAGGGGUACACAAAUUUACUAAUAGCUCAUAACACUCCGCUCCCAUAACUGUGAUAAGUGUAGGCACCUGUUUUGUCUCCGGUAUUUCAUUCACUACAAAAUAUUGUUCCAGACGUUCCACGUACAUAUUCCAAUUGUCCGAACGUACAUCGAAUUCACAUAUUCGGCCUAUCGACAUUAUUUUAAUCCUCGUCGCCACUGUUAUGUCCGUGACUAUAUAAUUAAUAAAACACGCGUCUUUACUCUCGAACAUAUA